Messenger RNA from Anneissia japonica, 2422 nucleotides. Its product is annotated as threonine synthase-like 1. Gene Ontology annotation, cellular component: cytoplasm. Bases 185 to 1516 code for a protein of 443 amino acids. The transcript has 8 exons. Lineage: Eukaryota; Metazoa; Echinodermata; Crinoidea; Comatulida; Comatulidae. The record is from RefSeq and is a predicted model, not a curated record.
GCUUACUCAACCGUGACUGCAAUGUGGCGCGGCGCAUCACUCAGUAAAGUUCCAUUAACAGAAUAUAUUUGAAGUCUUAUUCAUGAUUGAAUGAUACAGUUUUGUUUCCAUUUUGAUGAAAGUAAAUGCUAAAAAGGUAUCGGGUUAUCUUGGAGUCCCUGAUCAUCGUAUGCAAUGAGAAAUCAUGAUGUGGUUUAGUAGACUGACACGACAUCAACAAUUCAACAUCUUCCCAGGGUCACAAUGGUUGGCAAGAGUCAAAUUUCUUGUCACGAGUUGCUCUUAUCAGAAUGAAGGCAACAUCAUUUUAAUGGGCAGUCCAGGAUCUGGGAAGACCACACAUGGCAGGAAGCUGUCGCAAAGACUUAAGAUGCCAGUGCUGGAUAUUGAUGAUGAUCAUCUGGAACCCUUCUGGCAGAUGAAAGUGUCACAGAAACUGAGUGAAGUUGGAGGGGAAAGAUUUUUAGAGGCUGAAGGAGAAGCACUCUUGCAGUUUAAAGCUUCCAACACAAUCGUCUCCCUGACUGGUUCCAACCCGCUUCACCCUGAAGCAAUGCGGAUUGAUGGUGAUUUUGACUUUUGCCAAUCUGCCAUCAAAAAGAUUUUCAGUGAUGAAACCCUGAACCAAGAACUGCUUUCAAAUUAUAACUUAAAGCUUAGUGCAGCAAACUCCAUUAACUGGGGGCGAUUACUUCCCCAAAUUGUCUACCAUGCAUCUGGCUACCUAAAUAUGGUUCACCAAGGGGUUAUUGCUAUGGGAGAUGACCUUGAUGUGUGCAUACCAACUGGUAACUUUGGCAACAUCCUCGGAGCUAUUUAUGCAAAGCAAAUGGGAAUUCCUUUCCGUCGUUUUAUUUGUGCUUCCAACAAGAACAAUGUACUGACUGAGUUCUUCAGGUCUGGAGUUUAUGAUUUAAGACAAAAGUUGUUGAGAGUGACAACCUCACCAGCAAUUGACAUACUGAAGUCUUCAAAUCUUGAAAGGUAUUUAUACAUGGUAACAGACAAUGACAGUAGUGAAGUAAGGCGUUGUUUUGACCAGCUUUCCAAAGGCAACUUCUUCCAAGUAUCGCAAGAUGUACUGGAGAGGAUGCAAAGAGACAUCUUAGCUGAUUGGUGCUCAGAGGAAACCUGCUCAAAAACAAUCAAUGAUGUCUUCCAAAAAACUGGAUAUUUACUUGAUACUCAUACUGCGGUUGCUAAGGCUGUUGCCGACAGAUUCCCAAGUGAAUCAGUUCCUAUGAUGAUAUGCUCCACUGCCCAUUAUGGGAAAUUUGCUUCCGAUGUACUGUCUGCUCUUGGUAGGUCAUUUACAAGUGAUGACCCCGUUAUGCUCUUCCAGGAGUUGAAAAAACUCAAACCGCAUCCUAUAAUGCAUCAGGAACUGGAAGAGUCCAUUCGCAGACCAAAGGUGCAUACAAAAGUACUACCAGCUAAUUUGAAUGAAAUUGUUUCUGAGCUAAAACGUUUUAUCGAAAGGGGAUAUGAGCAUGAUAUCAGUAAAAGGUUAAAUUGAUAAAGAUGCCUAGGCUAGGCCUUUUCAAUGCAUAGAUUGACAUCUUUGUCGAUGUUGCUUUGGUACCAAAGUAAAGAAAGUCAACCACUUUUUUAAUUGUUUAUUUCGGUUACAAAAGUCGCAUAAGCACCACAGCGCUUAUAAAGUUUUUGGGAGCUUUAGUGCGGCAUUUGUUCGAGAGCUGAGCUUAUUCAAGAGCGCCGCUUAAUAUUAAAAGAUAUUGCCGCAGGACUUUUUAUGGCUGUUAACAUCUCGCGUAUUCAUGUAGUUCGGCACUGGUACUCGUACAAAUAGCCAUCUUUUCCAAGACAUUCGGCAGAUAAUGACGUGAAGUCAUUAGAAAGUUACGGCUUUUAAAACUAUAAAAUUUGAAGCGAACCAACAGCAACACUGUAAUUAUCAUAAAGGAGAACAAUAUAAGGCAGUAAUUUAUAUAAAGUAGGUUGAUUUAGUGCAUUUAAAAUCAAGGUGGCAGUUAUUUUCUGUUUCUGUUGAAGGUAUCCCUGAUACAGUUUCCUAUAAUUGUGAUUAUUCGAGAGCGGCACUUAUUCAGUGAUUUACAGUAUUUAUUAGUGGUGUUGAGGGUAAAAGCGUCUAUGUAAGAAAAAAUGAUGAUUUAAUAUUUGUUAUCAAUACAAAAACAGGUACACUGUACUGUACAUCCAAUGGUUCUUAUCAUACAUCACUGGUUCUUAAUUUUUCUAAAAGGGCCAGACUAUUUUUUUUAGUUGUGCUCACGAGGCAGAGAAUCAUCAGAAGCAACUCAUUAUAAUGUUUUUAAUAAUUUAAAGAUGUAUUGUCCCCUGAAAAUGACAGAAAAUUAUAAAAAAUAAUUUUGAAAUUGACUUGCUCAUUUUACAGUAAUAUACAAAUUAUUAUUAACUUCAGCAUAGAAAUGAUUGAAUU